Molecule: messenger RNA, 2709 nt
Organism: Amblyraja radiata (thorny skate)
Lineage: Eukaryota; Metazoa; Chordata; Chondrichthyes; Rajiformes; Rajidae
Gene: cdk8
Product: cyclin dependent kinase 8
Exons: 13
Coding region: 220-1614 (464 amino acids)
Biological process (GO): protein phosphorylation
Cellular component (GO): nucleus
Molecular function (GO): ATP binding; protein serine/threonine kinase activity
Source: RefSeq, a predicted model, not a curated record
AGUGUGGGACCGGCGUCGCGACGGGCUGGAGAGCAGAGGACGGCGGCGGUGCAGCGACGACAGGGGCGGCUUCACCAGCCCAACAACCACCAACAACCCCCCUUCCUCCCUCCAGCACAGACCUUUAUGGUACCCCCGGCUGUGACACCCUGCGACACCCUUUAACCGGCCAGACAAUACCGCCCACUAACGAAAUAAGGAUCUACAAACUUCCCGAAAAUGGACUAUGAUUUCAAGAUGAAGCUGACGACGGAGCGGGAGCGAGUGGAGGACCUGUUUGAGUACGAGGGCUGCAAAGUUGGACGAGGCACCUACGGUCACGUCUACAAAGCCAAGCGGAAAGACGGGAAAGAUGACAAAGACUACGCAUUAAAACAAAUAGAGGGUACUGGAAUUUCUAUGUCUGCUUGCAGAGAAAUAGCAUUACUGCGGGAGUUGAAACAUCCAAAUGUCAUUGCUCUUCAGAAAGUAUUUUUGUCACAUGCAGACAGGAAAGUGUGGCUUUUAUUUGACUACGCUGAACAUGACCUCUGGCACAUAAUCAAAUUUCACAGAGCUUCUAAAGCAAACAAGAAACCAGUUCAAUUACCUCGAGGGAUGGUGAAGUCCCUAUUAUAUCAGAUUCUAGAUGGCAUUCACUACCUGCAUGCUAACUGGGUGUUACACAGAGAUCUGAAACCUGCAAACAUUUUAGUUAUGGGUGAAGGUCCAGAACGAGGGAGAGUCAAAAUAGCGGACAUGGGUUUUGCUCGAUUGUUUAAUUCGCCCCUGAAGCCUUUAGCUGACUUGGAUCCGGUAGUAGUAACAUUUUGGUACCGUGCACCAGAGUUGUUACUUGGUGCAAGGCAUUAUACUAAAGCCAUAGACAUUUGGGCUAUAGGUUGUAUAUUUGCUGAGCUAUUAACAUCUGAGCCUAUUUUCCAUUGUCGUCAAGAGGAUAUUAAGACUAGUAAUCCUUAUCAUCAUGACCAAUUGGAUAGAAUAUUCAAUGUAAUGGGAUUUCCAGCAGAUAAAGAUUGGGAAGAUAUUAAAAAGAUGCCAGAACAUUCAACAUUGAUGAAAGAUUUCAGAAGAAAUACUUAUACAAACUGCAGCCUUAUAAAGUAUAUGGAGAAACAUAAAGUAAAGCCGGAUAGCAAAGCUUUUCAUUUGCUUCAGAAGUUACUCACAAUGGACCCAACCAAGAGAAUUACCUCAGAACAGGCUAUGCAAGACCCCUACUUCCUUGAAGACCCACUCCCAACAUCAGAUGUUUUUGCUGGUUGUCAGAUUCCCUAUCCAAAAAGAGAAUUUCUUACAGAAGAUGAACCUGAUGACAAAGGAGAAAAGAAGAACCAACAGCAGCAACAAGGCAAUAAUCACACUAAUGGAGGCGGCCACCCAGGGAACCAAGACAAUAGUCACACGCAGGGACCCCCUCUCAAGAAAGUCCGUGUCGUCCCUCCUACCACUACCUCAGGUGGGCUGAUCAUGACCUCAGAUUACCAGCGAUCAAAUCCACAUGCUGCCUAUCAGAAUCCUGGACCAAGCACAUCACAACCACAGAGCAGUAUAGGAUACUCAACUACCUCCCAGCAGCCGCCACAGUACUCACACCAGGCGCACCGGUACUGAGCUGUAGUAUUUCCAAGCUCAUUGCCCUCACUGAGGCUAUAGUCUGGACAUACAGCUGGCAGCCUGGGUCUGGCUCAGAUCCCAAGAAUGUACUGUAUCAACCACAUUAGCCAACUCCUCUUGUUUCCACAGGCGGAGGGAGCGGUGUCUGUGAUGGAAAGGACUUGGGGUAGACUUGAAAAAGAAUCUCUAGCACAGUUUGUGUUUAUCGACAUGCUGCUUCCAUAGUUUACUUGACCUGCUUUUUAAGACCAAUUUUUAUUUUUCCUUUAUGGUUACAAAUUGUAGCAGUUGAAGCCGUGAAUGUACAAUGAUUUCUAUCUUUGGGCGGUGAAUAUUCUUGCUGUUUAUCAAUGAACUACCAUAGCAAGAAAAUGUCUUCUAAACUGGUACUUGAAGAACAGUUAUGUUUGAUGGUCAAGGCAUUCAUGAUGCAGAAUAUACUUUAUUUGGUACAGAUUUCACAUUUAAUUGUAUGUUGCAGUUGGUUACUUCAUGUUUAUCAGUGUUUUAUCUUUAAUGUCUUUGCAGUACAAAACUUCACAAUAUGUAAAGCAUAAUUUAUCAAUUGAUUGUAACUUCGAAAAGACUCCCACCUAUUUCUGAACUUUGCAGUGACCUUCACCCAACUCAACCCCAAUAGUUACAAACGGACUUGACUUAAAACGAAUGCUACCUUUAAUUUUACCAAUAGUAGAUGAACUGUACUGAGUAUUGCAUCUGUGAUGUUCAUCCAGACCUUCAAGGGACAAUUACUUUGGACAGUGUUCAUUUUCUUUUCUACACGUGUUGCUGACUUGUGGGCAAACAAAACCGCAUGCGUUGUCUCCACGUUUUCAACAUCAGCUCGGAUAUUUUGUCAUGAAUUCAUAAAGCUGGGAUUGUGUAGUGAAUUUCCUUUUUGUUCGAUCAUAUUUUUCAUGAAAAAUGUACAUGCUUUUACUGAGUGCCCUUAAGAUGAGUGUCAGAUGUAGAAGAGCCUUAGAAUUCAUUUACAAAUGUAACAAUUGUAUUGUCUCAUUUUACAUGAAUGAAGCAAGUAUUCUGAAAAUAAAUUUUGAACAUUAUAGUAGUAACUUUACUACUAAAAUUUUA